Messenger RNA from Oncorhynchus gorbuscha (pink salmon), 3089 nucleotides. Its product is annotated as transmembrane protein 275-like. The transcript has 2 exons. Lineage: Eukaryota; Metazoa; Chordata; Actinopteri; Salmoniformes; Salmonidae. The coding region runs from base 242 to 985 and encodes 247 amino acids. The record is from RefSeq and is a predicted model, not a curated record.
GUAUUCCACCUGCUUGGGUGAGCGAUCUCACGAGAGAGUGUCAUGGAAAGUCCACGACUCGAUUGAAAUAAGACAAACGACGGGAAUAGUGUUGUAUUUCAAACAAGAUUAACCUGAACUAUGGGACUCAUCAUAUGGCAGAGAAAACUCAGACCUGUCCUGCAUUUGGGCUGGAUUAUGUUGUCAUUAAUCAAGACUAUUAAAUUGUAUUUUAGCUGACACCAUAAAAUAAUUAAGUAAUAUGCAAUCCUCAAAAUAUCUGAAUUCGACAGUAUACAACAUAAAUCCUGGAGAGAUGGUCCUUCCCGAUAAGAGCUCGGGGCCCAAAACGGUAUUCGGGAAACGGCCCCAGAGUCUCCCCUCCCCGGCCCUGUGCUGCGCCUGUGGCUUGUGCAUUAUGCUGGCGGGCAUCAACAUCACCCUGGUGGGGGCCUUUGCUUUCAAGUCCUUCAUCCCCACCAGCAACCCACCCAUCAUCAUCGGGCCCCUCCUCCUACUGGUGGCCCUGGCCUUUUUUGGGGCGUGCUGUGUGUGUGGGCGGCGGCCACCAACCCACAAUGCCGGCAAGGCCAAGGGGGACGAGAGCUGGGGUCGGACGCGGAUAGGGGCCGGCGUCACAUUUGAGAUGGAGACGAGCGAGCACACGCUGCAGGACACCACUGCUGUGCAGCUCAGUCCCACCAACUCUCAGAGCUCCUCCCACAAGUCUAGUAACUCCGCCCAUGGGGAUACCCCUGCAGUAGGGGCCUGUGAGGAUGACCCCGCCCCCAGGGCCUGUGAUCUCGCCGGCUCAGAGGCCUAUGAUAUAGAUGUGAGACCUGAUGACCAGCUCUUGACCUCUGAGGACCAGGUCUUGACCUCUGAGGACCAGCUCUUGACCUCUGAGGACCAACUUUUGACCUCUGAGGACCAGGCAUUGACUGCUGAUAUUGAAGAUAAGGGGAGCAUCCAGAUGACGGCACUAUACAAGCCUUGCCCAACGUAGCAUGGCUGUCUACUGGCUAUUACAUAAACUGGUACUGUAUAUCCUGUGUGACAAUGACCUGUGCAUCACUAUAUAUUGACUUGCCUAGUUAAAUAAAGGCUAAAUAUCCCUCUUGUACUAUAAACUGGUACUAUAUAUCCCUGUGGUACUACAAACUGGUACUAUAUAUCCCUCUGCUACUAUAAACGGGUACUUUAUACUUCUUUGGUACUAUAAACUGGUACUAUAUAUCCCUCUGGUACUAUAAACAGGUACUUUACACUUCUUUGGUACUAUAAACUGGUACUAUAUACCCCUCUGGUACUAUAAACUGGUACUAUAUAUCCCUCUGGUACUAUAAACUGGUACUAUAUAUCCCUCUGGUACUAUAAACUGGUACUUAAUACUUCUCUGUAGCCACCAGAGUCUCCGGUCAACCUGGAACUUUUCAGGCUCAUUGGCAGGAAUAAACUAGGCCAUCAUAAAAGUGAUGAACGUAAAAGGUGAUGUAAUGAAUGUUUGAAAGACAAAACAAAUCAAUAAGUGCUACUUUGCCUGUUUUUAAAUUGCUGUUACAGCAGGUCCUUCAAAUGUAACCUCGUCCACAGGCAAUAUUGCUCCCGCAUAUAGGGAGCCGGAUGGAGGACGAGAUUAAUUAAUAUGUGAACGAGGUGUUGACUAGAUUAUCUCAGAUAUUAUGAGAGCAAGCUCUGUCAGUCAGUCUCAGCGUAUUGUAAGUUAAAGACUGCAUCCCAAAUGGCACCCUAUUACCUACAUAGUGCACUACUUUUGACAAGGGCCCAUAGGGUUUUGGUUAAAAGGAGUGCACUAUAAAGGAAAGAGGGUCACAUUUGAAAUGCAAACAAUUUGAGAGAAGAUGAAGAAGAGGAGAACUAAGUCUCUGAUCUGGUGUAGAUUGGUCUCCCUGUCUGGCUGUCUGGCUGAGCUCAGUCAUCAAUGUUAGAAUAAUCACUGUUAAUCUUGUUGGAUGACUCAGAUGGUUUACUCAGAUCUGGGGACUGUGGGAGGGAUGCGGGCUUCAUUUACAGCCAAACCGCCUUUAGUGAGGAUACAGCUCAUAUGAAGUGCAGUUCAUGUCCACAUGCAUCACUAUAAAUCAUCACUAUGUGUCUAAUAAAUAACUGUGUUUAUUUACUGAAAAUAACUCCGAUCCCGUUGUGACUUCAUGACGUGGGCCAAAAGCUCCAUCCCACCUGAACAGCCUGACAUUCCAGGCAUUUUGAAACAGCGUUUACACAAAAAUCUUUUUCACAAUUCCAUAGUGUUAUUUGGACCUCAUAAUGUGCAAAUAUAAUUUAACUUCACUGCCUCUUUAAAGCUAAAAAAAAGACAGUUCACCCAAUAACGUGUACAUUUAUUUUGCAACACUCGUUGACGCAACGUAACUGGUCUGGUUUGGGUGUUACCCCUGUAAGCAGUAUAUGGACAUGGGAAGACAGAAAUACGUGCUUUGGUAAGAAAGACAAUAUUUGAUUUUAUCAUUUAGGUAAACUAUGCCUUUAAGAUUUAAAAAACAUCACAGUGCUGCUGUGAUAGACCCUAUAAAAAAGGAUGUUAUUUUGAGAUAUUCAUCUUUUUUUCCUUAGCUUCUUGUUUUGUCCUGUUACCUUGAACACUGUAUACUGUAAAAGGGACAACUUAGUAUCUUCAGCAAAGUAAGGUUCCCGAAGUAAUGAAAGCUGAUGACUCAUUGACUAGCAGUCAUUCACACAGAAAUGGUGGUUGUUUCCCAAAUUGCACCCGACUCCCUACGUAGUACACUACUUUUGACCAGGGCUCUGGUCACAUGUAGUGUACUAUCUAGGGAAUAGGGUGCCAUUUGGGAUGCAAUAUGUGACUGCUGUCAUUUUCUUUGGCUCUUUGUACCGACUACAAGUGCUGCAUUUUAAUAUUAAUGUAUAGUACAACGUAAACAUAUAUAUGUCCUUUGUAUUUUAUUCUUUUUAUGCUGGGAUGAAGGAAAGAUGUUGUAAAAGAGGACUAUUGACUAUUGAAAGUAAUGUUCUGUAAUGUUUGUGCAAUGAAAGUGAUAUGUAUAAUUGCAAAAAUUAAGAACCAUUUGAUGUUUUCUUCUGAAAAAUGUACGUACAUAAAGAAAAUAAUG